CGUUGGGACACCUUCUCCUGACGAACAUGUUCUCCUGUUGUGUGCCCGUGUCCCGCGGCUGCUGGCUCAGGGGAGCCCGUGGCUGCGACGCUCCCCGACCCUGGAGACAGUGGGUCAGGUCGUGCACAGGACGCCUCAGGUCUCUAGCUCGCAGGGAGCCAAAGAAAUCAACUGAUGAAAUCGGGAGGCGACUGUCGGAAUCCCGCUUCACCUGCCCUACAGAGGUGUGCGUGUGCCCCGUCGCCCAGGAGGGCCACCCUGGACCCGGGGAGAGAGUGGCCGCACGGAGGUCUCUGGAAGCAGGGCCUGGAGAUGGCCUGGGAGGGCCUCCCUCACCGCCCGGGCCCCUCCACAGGGUCCUGGCUCAGCGGUCCUGGGACCAGGACCCGGAGCCCCCGGAGCCCCCGGAGCCUGAGCCCGAGGAGUCCGGGGCAGGAGCGGAAGCCGGUGCGGCUCCAGAGCCCGACCCAACAGCCUCGGGGGCCUCGGCGGCUCUGGAGGCAGGGGUGGCGUCUGGAGCGACUCCUGCAGGGGCCCGGCAGCCAGCAGGUGACCUGGGACCUGUGCCGGGACAGCGGGCGCCUGGGCAGAGUCAGCUGGGUCCUGCUUCUGCUCCUGCUGCUUCCACUGUUCCUGCUUCUGCUCCCAACACCCUUCCUGCCACCACCCUUCUCCCCGCCCCUGCCACCUCUCUUCUCCCUGCCCCUGCCCCCGCCCCCGCCCCCGCCCCUGCCACCGCCCUUGCUCCCACAUGGAUGCCAGCCACUGAUCAAGGGCCUGAGGGCCUACACGGGGUGUUUAUUUUAUUUCUAAUUGUUCCAAUCCCCGACCCUGACACCCUACCACAAUGUCUCUUCCUCUUCUCCCUUAUGCUUUCUCUCCUCUUCUUUUUAGCUGUGACUUUAUUUCUUCACUGUUGGCUUAUCAUCCAUAUUGAUCUUCAAUAAAAUUUUUAUUUACUUUA
Molecule: messenger RNA, 964 nt
Organism: Prionailurus viverrinus (fishing cat)
Lineage: Eukaryota; Metazoa; Chordata; Mammalia; Carnivora; Felidae
Product: skin secretory protein xP2-like
Exons: 3
Coding region: 27-947 (306 amino acids)
Source: RefSeq, a predicted model, not a curated record